AUGCUUCCCAAGGAGGAUCCUCGCAUCCGUAUCAAGAGGCUGUCCUUUGUGGUCUACAAUCAUGCCGAUGCCGACAAGGCACGCCAGUUCUACCUCGAUUUUGGUAUGGCUAUAGUGCAUCAAGGAGGCGGCUCAACAUUCUUUGGUGGCUACGGGCCCGACCCUUUUGUUUAUUGGCUAAGGAAGGCCGAGCCUGGCGAUCCUUCUUCCUUCGGCGGCGCGGCUUACGAAGUUGAAGAGCGAGCUGAAUUGGACAAGGCUGCCAAAAUUUCGGGCGCAUCAGAGAUCCAACCGCUUGACGCCCCUGGUGGUGGCCAAAUCGUCACGAUCAGGGACCCUCUUGGCUUUGUUGUCCACUUCGUCUAUGGUCAGCAGAAACGAUCGGCCGGCGAGAUCGACACCUUGCCUUCUGAUGACAGCGAUCCGGUAUUGGGCCAGGUACUCAAAGAUAUCAAGAGUCGCGAUCACGUUUACAACUACGAAGAGCCGGAUCAGAAGCCACGCAAGGGCAAGUUUCUUCGUUUCAAGCCUGGUCCAGCGCCCGUUCACAAGUUUGGCCACUACGGCUGCACCUAUCCAGCCGGUCGACAUGACGAGGUGUACGACUUCUACACGCGUCACUUUGCCCUGGCCCCUUCAGACCAAUUGGAACGCGAUGGUAAGACCAUCGUGACCUUUUUCCACAUCGACCGGGGUCAGGAUUUUACCGAUCACCACUGCUUCUUCAUCAAGCCGGCCAAACCGAAUCAAAGCUGCUCGGUAGCACACUCUGCUUUCGAAGUGCACGACUUUGACACGCAACAGUUGGGUCACCAGCACCUCACCGCCAAGGGUUACAACAACUGUUGGGGCGUGGGUCGACACAUUCUAGGCAGUCAGAUCUUUGAUUACUGGUUCGAUACCAGCGAGUUUAUUGUAGAGCACUAUUGCGACGGCGAUCUGGUCAACAUUGAGACCGAAGUUUCCCAUGGCCCGGCCGGACCGGAUUCCUUGAAGAUCUGGGGCCCGCCCGUACCAAACGUGUUCUGA
Molecule: messenger RNA, 1029 nt
Organism: Pseudozyma hubeiensis SY62
Lineage: Eukaryota; Fungi; Basidiomycota; Ustilaginomycetes; Ustilaginales; Ustilaginaceae
Exons: 1
Coding region: 1-1029 (342 amino acids)
Biological process (GO): L-methylmalonyl-CoA metabolic process
Cellular component (GO): mitochondrion
Molecular function (GO): methylmalonyl-CoA epimerase activity
Source: RefSeq, a predicted model, not a curated record